Messenger RNA from Cryptomeria japonica (Japanese cedar), 1940 nucleotides. RefSeq lists its product as uncharacterized. The record is from RefSeq and is a predicted model, not a curated record. NCBI's taxonomy places the organism in Eukaryota, Viridiplantae, Streptophyta, Pinopsida, Cupressales, Cupressaceae. Bases 417 to 1397 code for a protein of 326 amino acids. The transcript is spliced from 5 exons.
AUUGACUAUACACCUCUUCGGCAUGCCCAUUGCACGCCAAGGUGCAAUAGCAAUUUUCUGCAAUUCUAAAUUUUCUGCAACUAAAAACGUAUAUUAUUCCAUCAAGGUUGAGUCAGUGAGAUGGAAGAAUUCGGGAAAGCUAGAGAAUCGAAACACACGAAAACAAAUUCCAGUCAAAGCUAAAAAAAAAGCCAGCCUUAUUUGCAGGGAGUGGUGUAGCUUAGUGGGCAAAGGACAAUCUUUUUCGUUGAGUCAGUGAGAUGGAAUAAAUCGGGAAAGCUAGAGAAUCGAAACACACGAAAACAAAUUCCAGUCAAAGCGAAAAAAAAAGCCAGCCUUAUUUGCAGGGAGUGGUGUAGCUUAGUGGGCAAAGGACAAUCUUUUUCACCCCUAAAUUCAAUUGUUUUGGAUCGAAAAUGGCGCAAGAUACGGCGUUGUGGGACGACGCUGCUCUUAUCGAUGCUUUUAAUUCUGCCAUGACAAAAUACAAGGUAAUGCAUAACAAAUCAAGCAAGGAUGCUGUGAUUGCUGAUGCUGAAAAUGGAACCGAAAUCCAUGAAGAGGAGCUAAUUAAAGCCGUCAGUGAUAGAAACUCAGAGGAAAGAAAUGAGGAGAUAAUGGGAGCUACUUCUAGACACUCGCAUUUAUAUCUGACAGAUUCUGGAGAAGCUGGAGAAGCUGAACCUUUACAAGAUUUCUCAGCCGAGCACCUGCAUGGUACAGAAAAUGUUGGGGCAGAACAUACAUGGCCUUCAGGGCAGAUGAAUUCUGCUGAUGAACAACAUAUUCAUCUAGUUAACAAUUAUUAUGAACUGGAGAAAAAGAGACAAGAAGUGCUACAGCAACUUUAUCAAUUAAAUGGUUGGAAUCAUCAGGUCACCAAUGAGCAAGCUACCUCAAGUAUGCAAUGGAGUGGGUGUGGGCAGUGUGGUCAAGAUGCUUCCCACAAUUCAUUUUAUCCUCCUAUGCAAGCUUAUAGCCAUCCAUAUUCUCAUUGCUGGUUCGAUCAACCAUUACCAUGCAUGGGACCUUGCAGCCACUGUGCUACCUGCUCCUCUUUGGGUGGUGGCCUUACAAAUAACAACCAACCAUAUAGUCACUGUCAGUUUAAAAAUUCUAUGCAUUCUCCUUCAAUGAGAAACACAGUUGAACCCUCCAAGACAUCACUUGCAGCAGAUGGGCUGGCGAAUACUAUCUUGGAAGUUGUGAAAAAAGCAACUUCAACGGUGAAGGCAGAGAUGCCUAGAGGUGAUGAUAUAUGUGAAGGGGAGCUGAAAAUUGACGAUUCGGGAGAAGGAAGCUCUAAUUCAGACAUCACAGAAAUGCUUCAUGCUUGGUUUUUAGCAGGCUUUAGCACGGCUAGGUACAUAGACAGGAAGGCCACUGAAGAGAAAUAGCAUUAGCGUCUCUACCAGUUGGCCAUGGAAACUGAGCUUUCCAUUUCAAGACUAAAGAGAGAUGUAUCCAUAUAUGCUGAAUGAAUAUUCAUUGCUUCCCACUGAGAUGAAUUGAAGAUUAAUCGAGUUUCCUUUGCUGAGGACAAUGCCAUUUGAUGUUACCUUUAGUGCACAGCAUAUCCUUAUGUGCAGAAACAUGAAUCACAUAUUAGAGACGGAGGUUGCUUUCUGAUUUGGAGACCAGGCAACGUUACAAGCUGCCCAAAUUACAGAGGAAGUGGAAAGUUGUGUAUUAAAUAGAAAAAUCCCCCAAAAUUGAGAGGAUGUUUUUUUUGUAGAUUCCUUCAAAUCAAAUGGUGAGGUGACACUUAGUUUUUACAAAUUUAAAAAUUGAGUUAGAUUUUCAAUGAUUUUUCUCACCAAAUUUUAUAACUUUUUGAGGAAACCUUUACACGGUUGCAAAAGUUUUUAGGUGUGCAGCAGCAUUGUGUGCUAAGUGAAACUAGAAUCCAAAGGUCAAUAAAAAAUCAUGUUUUUGUUUUA